Messenger RNA from Ambispora gerdemannii, 165 nucleotides. The record is from the annotation of a GenBank genome assembly. Lineage: Eukaryota; Fungi; Glomeromycota; Glomeromycetes; Archaeosporales; Ambisporaceae.
AUGUUCUUGGACUUUGGGGCAGACAUAUUGCUCGGCGGGAUCUUCAAUGGCUCGCAAACAACCUCAACAGCCAUUUUUAUAGAUUUGUUGGAACAUUUAUACUAUUUCGAUUUGUUGGACUUUACAAAAAGUGCCUUGAUUAUUUUGGUUGGGAAGUUCUUGUAG